GUUGCCAAGUGGCUGGUAGUAUCUGUCAGCUGUUUGCACACUGUUUACCCAUAGGGGAUCUAUUACAAGUGCUCAAAUGAACCGGCAGCUUGGAAACUAGCAGCUUCCUGGGAGCUGCAAUUACAUAAGCAUAUAUUUUUAAUAUAAUAAUAAUUAAAAACCAAGUAGCCGCGGUAUGCCUGGAUCAGCUACAGCUAUCCGACAAGAGAGACUGAAGAAGACCAGUGCAAGGCCAAUUCCCCUUGGUUUAUUCACCAUUAAUGAGGAAGAUGAACAGCAAAAGAAUGGAAAUUCCAGAAGACCUAAAGCACCUGACAGCUACAAAGUGCAUGAUAAGAAAACCGCCUCCAACCGGCCCUCUGCUAUUUCAGGACAAAAUAGCAACUACUCAGGAAAUAAACCAGACCCUCCUCCCGUGCUGCGGGUUGACGACCGGCAGCGGCUGGCCCGGGAACGGCGCGAGGAGCGGGAGAAGCAGCUAGCUGCGAGAGAAAUCAUCUGGUUAGAAAGGGAAGAGCGAGCCCGGCAGCACUAUGAAAAGCACCUGGAAGAGCGGAAGAAGAAGCUGGAAGAGCAGAGGCUGAAGGAGGAGCGGAGGAGGGCUGCUGUGGAGGAAAAGCGCAGGCAGAGACUGGAGGAAGACAAAGAACGCCAUGAAGCUGUUGUACGGCGUACAAUGGAAAGGAGCCAGAAGCCAAGACAGAAGCAUAACCGCUGGUCAUGGGGAGGCUCUCUCCAUGGGAGCCCCAGCAUCCACAGUGCAGAUCCAGACAGGCGGUCAGUUUCCACCAUGAAUCUUUCGAAACAUGUCGAUCCCGUCAUUAGCAAGCGGCUCUCCUCUUCAUCUGCAACUUUACUAAAUUCUCCAGAUAGAGCUCGCCGCCUGCAGCUCAGCCCAUGGGAGAGCAGCGUUGUUAACAGACUGCUGACGCCCACACAUGCGUUCCUGGCCAGAAGCAAAAGCGCGGCUGCCUUGUCUGGAGACCCAGCAUCUUGCAGCCCCAUCAACAUCAUGCCCUACAAAGCUGCACACUCUAGAAAUCUGACGGAUCGACCCAAAUUCUUGGUAACACCGCCAGAGGGCUCUGCGCGAAGGAGGACUGUUCAUGGCACAGUGGGCUAUAAAAGAGACAGAGAGAGAGAAAACCUCCCAUUCCAACCCACGUGUGGCAUUCGGAGGGCUCUGUCUCCAUCUCAUCCCAAAGUAAGAUCACCAGGGCCCUCCCGACUUUGGCUUCCAUCCAAGUCCUUUCCUCAUCUGCCUGGCACACCCAGACCAGCCUCCUCCUUGCCUCCCGGAUCAGUCAAAGCUACCCCUGCCCAGGUCCGGCCCCCAUCCCCUGGCAACAUCCGCCCUGUCAAGAGAGAAGUCAGAGUGGAAUCUGAGAGAAAAGAACCCGAGAAGGAACCCCAGAAAGUUGCCAGUGAGCCAUCACUUAAGGGCAGAGCACCUUUAGUGAAGGUGGAAGAAGCCACAGUUGAAGAGGGGACACCUGUCGAACCAGAGGCUGCUCCUGUUGGUUUUCUCGUUGUACCUGUUUGUACAGCUGCUUCAGCCCCAGCCGUGGCCCCCUCGGCCCCCGCUCCAGCGCCGGUCCCAGCCCCAGCCUCAGCCCCAGCCUCGCCAUCCACUGUGACUGCUUGCGCUUCUCCCAAGACCUCUGCGGGCACCACCGACCCGGAAGAGGCCACGAGGCUGCUAGCUGAGAAGAGGCGGCUGGCCCGGGAGCAGAGAGAGAAGGAGGAAAGGGAGAAGAGGGAGAGGGAAGAGCUGGAAAGACAAAAGAAAGAGGAGCUGGCGCAGAAGGUGGCGGAGGAGCGGGCGCGGCGCGAGGAGGAGGCCCGCCGGCUGGAGGCCGAGCAGGCCCGGCAGCGGGAAGAGCAGCUGCGCCGGCAAGCGGAGGAGGAGCGGGAGCGGCGCGAGCGCGAGGGCGAGGAGCGCGCGCAGAAGCAGAAGGAAGAAGAAGCUCGCGUUCGGGAGGAAGCAGAGAGGGUCCGGCAGGAGCGGGAGAAGCACUUCCAGAGAGAAGAGCAGGAGCGCCUGGAAAGAAAGAAGCGACUUGAGGAGAUUAUGAAAAGAACAAGACGAACAGAACCUACAGAUAAGAAAACUGUUGAUCAGAGAAACGGAGAUAUAACCAAGGGAGCUCUCACUGGAGAAACAGUGGUAUCUGCCCUUCCGUGUCUGACAGACUCUUCAGGAAAUGGAGAACCAGUGGCCAGCCCACAUGCCGUUACCUCACACCAAUCAAAAGUGACUGUGGAGAGUACUCCCAAUUUGGAAAAACAACCAAGUGAAAAUGGAGUAUCUAUUCAGAAUGAAAAUUUUGAGGAAAUUAUAAACUUACCCGUUGGAUCUAAAUCAUCCAGAUUAGAUGUCACCAACAGUGAGAGCCCAGAAAUUCCUUUGAAUCCAAUUUUGGCCUUUGAUGAUGAAGGGACACUUGGGCCCCUGCCUCAGGUAGAUGGUGUUCAAACACAACAGACAGCAGAAGUUAUAUGAGCAUUUCUUCUGAAGAACCAAAGCAGAAAUUUAAUAAGAAUUUCUACAAUUAAUGGAAUUCCUUCCAUGCUAUAAAGGAGCAUCCCCAUCUUCCAGUUUUCUAAAGAUUUCUUGACCAUCCUUUUGAAAAGACUUUAUUAAAGCCAGCUAAAGACAACAGACUGGAUAGCUUUUCUAAUAAUUUUCGCCAAUAGAGAAAAAGAAAUUUUCCUUAUCCUUCAAUACUUUACAAAGGCUUUUUCCAGUGUGCUCCUUCUUAGCAAAUCAAUAUUUUUCUGCAUUCUCUAAAAGACAAGAACAUUUGGCUAUUUUAAAAAAUGGGCUGACUAGGCAUGAUUUUUCACAUAAAUAUUUUGGUCUUUAAAAGCUAAUGUAAUAUUGGCACAAAAAAUUUUACCUUUUACAGUAUAAUACUUGAAAAAUAAGUACCUCUUUGCUCUACAAGUAGAGUGAAUAGGAGAGGUGUUUAAAUUAAGCCUGUUUGUUAAAUAUUACUGCAAAGAGUUCUAUUUGUAGAAGCAACUAUAGGCAGAUUACCAGGUUCUUGUAAAUGCAGUUUGUACAUGGACUUUCUGCAGACCCAGCUGUCAUAUUCUUGCAUCUCCUUUUGCAAAAGUGUACUAAACAGUUUUAAAAUGUGAAAAAAAAAUUAUUUUUUCAGAGCAAGAAAAUAUACUGUCCUCUUAAAUAAUGUAUUUAUAAAGUUUUUUCCAGGUGAACUAAUCAAAUAAAUUAGAACAACGUGACACCAUUGCAAACUUUGAUUUAUCAGAUGCAUUCCUUAUGUUACCAGGAGGGAGAAUGUUAGCGAUGAUUCAGGGCUAUUUCUGAUGUCUGUAUAUUGCUGCUGUUCCCAGUGAUGAUGGGACUUACCUUUGCCUUACCUGAUCACAAAUUAUGGGGGGUGGGGGGGCGGGGGGAGAUAGAGAUUUAAUAUUUCUUUAAAUAAAAAAAGAAUUUGGUUUUGCUCGUUUAAGAGCAAUGAAAACAUGAUGGAGUGUUGACUGUGUCUGGCCCACACAGAGCACUGUACAGGAUACCUUCACAAAUGUCCUCAUUCUCUGUGGGACCCGUCAGCUUUGACUUGUCACUCUUCCUCACUUCUGCUGCUGAGCUUAGCUGUACAAAUCUGUAUUUUCAUUUUCUAAUGUAAAUUCAAUUUUAUUUUGCCAUUUUUAGAAACCAACAACAAAAUAUUGAAGGAGAGGGGACUCUGAGGGAACAUUUUUUUUUUUUUAAUGGCGCGUUUAAAAAGGUAAACUUCCGGCACUAUAAUAUGUUGGCUUUCUUAAGAGAGGGAUUGGUUAUAUGGAAUGAGAAACUAUUCAUUUAUUGGAUGAUAUUCUUAAAAUCCAAGCUAUAGUAACAGCUGUAAUUUGUGAAAACAUUAAUUUGGGGGGUUUCCCUAUUCUCAGUUGUCCAUGUACACAUAGUCAUAUUAAAAAAAAAAAAUCUGUUCAACAAAGUUGUUUUAUUUGUUUAAGUUGACCUAGCAUGAAACACCAAAUAAAAUGUGUUUGACAUAG
Messenger RNA from Prionailurus viverrinus (fishing cat), 4029 nucleotides. RefSeq names its product microtubule associated protein 7 (gene MAP7). Gene Ontology annotation, biological process: microtubule cytoskeleton organization. The transcript has 18 exons. The record is from RefSeq and is a predicted model, not a curated record. The coding region runs from base 176 to 2503 and encodes 775 amino acids. Gene Ontology annotation, cellular component: microtubule cytoskeleton. NCBI's taxonomy places the organism in Eukaryota, Metazoa, Chordata, Mammalia, Carnivora, Felidae.